UUCUGAGAAAAGAAAAACGAGAUAAAAGAAUUCUCUCAUCUCUCUCUCUCAUUCUUCCCCCUACGUCUAGGAGAAGGAACGAAGUGAUUCCUUCCACUUCAGAAACCGAAAUUGUGAUAAUGGAAAACGAAAUCGAGAUGAUCACUGCACCACCCGGGCCAUUACCCAAUCUUCCGGAAGAAAUAAUCAAAGAAAUACUUCUGAGGCUGCCCGCAAGAUCACUUUGGAAAUUUAGGUGUGUGUCGAAAUGUUGGCUUUUCUUGAUUUCAAGUUAUGAUUUUGCCAAGGCCCAUCUAAAAGUUUCAACCAAGAAAAACAUUUAUGAGCAUGGUAGACUUACAGUUGGCACCAGUCAAUCUUUCAUGAAUUUAUAUACUUGUUCUUUACGACCCAUGGUUGGGAAUACUGUUUAUACCGGUUCAAUAUACCCUGAUGUUGAUAUACUCCCUGAUGUUGUUCGGUUUGAUCGCCCAUUACGCGACAUUGAUAGCGUGAUAUGGCUGGAAGGGUCUUGUAAUGGGUUGGUUUGUGUACUUGAGUCAGCAAGAACUUUGAUUUUGUGGAACCCCACAACCAAUCAAUACAGGGUGUUGCCUUGCUCCGGUACGCCUUUGAGAUUCGAGUAUCCACGAACAUUUGGGUUUGGUUAUGAUGAGUUUCAUGAUGACUAUAAGGUGGUGGAGGUUUUUCAUUUGGAGCCUGGCAUGUGUGUGAUGGAGCCUCGAGCCAAUGUCUAUAGUUUGAGGAGUAAUUGUUGGAAGGCGUUGUUGAAUUGGCCGAAUGAGAGAGUGGCUAUUGGGUCGGGGGUGUUUCUGAAUGAGGCCCUUCAUUGGUUGGUAAUUCGUGCUAGGAGUUCGUCUGAUUGGGCGAUUGUUUCCCAUGAUCUUGCUUUGGAGACGUUUGUGGAGUUGCCACUUCCAUUUAUUGAUGAUGAUGCUCUCACAUUUGAGAUGAAUGUAUUAGGCGGUUGCCUUUCUGUGUGUUGUCAAUAUAAAAUGUGGUUGGAUGUGUGGCUCUUGAAGGAAUAUGGUGUGGUGGAAUCAUGGAAUAAAGUUAUGAGAAUGCCAUUCUUUGUGGGUAUAGGGGGGCAUUCUUUUAUGUUCAAACCAUUGGUUCUGAUGGAGGAUGGUCGAUUGCUGAUUAAAUAUGGAUCCGAGUUGGCAUUAUAUGAUCCGAAUAACCCAUAUAUUCAGCAGAAGUUUUGUGACUAUGAAGUUGAGGCUGCAAUAUAUUUCGAGAGUCUGGUUUCACCAAAUUUGGAUGAUGAAGUAAUCAUUGGAAGAACAAUGCCCCAGAAUGUUGUUACAAAGAUCCUCCUGAGAUUACCGGUGAAGUCUCUCUUGCGCUUCAAAUCUGUUUCAAAAGAAUGGCUUUCUUUAAUUUCAAGCUCUUAUUUUGUUAAGGCCCAUCUCAAGGUAUCAACCAAGAACAAUGUACACAUCCAUGACAAACUCAUCUUUGGCUCAAAUACCUUCCCAUUGGAUCUAUAUACUUGUUCGCUCCACACUGCGAUUGAGGGUUCUAAUUUAACUAAUCCUAUUUACCCUGCAACUGAAGAAAGUAUACCAUUUGAUCAAGUAAAGUUUGAUUGUCCUUUUGUUGAGUCAGGUGAUUUGAUAUGGCUUGUGGGUUCCUGUAAUGGGCUGGUUUGUGUGUCUGUAGCUGCUCACGCCGUCAUUUUGUGGAAUCCAACUACAAGAAAAUCAAAACUCAUACCAGACUCUGGCACAGAUCCGGAUUGUGAUUCGAUCACAUAUGGUUUUGGUUAUGAAGAACUGCACGAUGACUAUAAAGUGGUGGAGGCUUCUAGUGAUAAGUGUGAGACGACAGGUAUGUAUGAGACUCAAGUAAAGGUUUACAGUGUGAGGACUAACUCUUGGAAGAUUAUGUAUAAUUGGCCAGGCGGGAAUACAUUUGGCGGGACAGGCAAGUUUCUAAAUGGAGCCAUACAUUGGUCAGUGCGAAUGCGGAGCUUAGGAAGACCAGUUCGCUCGGUUAUUGUUUCUCAUGAUCUUGCAACAGAUAUCUUUGUUCAGUUACCUAUGCCUAAUUUUGAUGAUGAUGAUGUCAGAGUAGAUGUAAAGAUUUUAAAUGGUUGCUUAGUUGUGUGCUGUGAACAUAAUGUUUACAUGGAUAUAUGGGUGAUGAAGGAAUAUGGUAUGAGAGAAUCAUGGACUAAACUAGUCCGCAUCCCAUUUUUUCUGGAUUUCAGGGAUCACGAAUUUAUCAGACCUUGUCCGUUGUUUUUAUCGAUGAAUGGAAAGAUUUUAAUGGAUUAUGGAUCAACGAUAAGUAUAUAUGACACGAAUAACUCGGAGUGCCCUCAAUUUAGUACUAUCUUUGCAGUAGAGUCCACUACCUAUUCCGAGAGUCUAGUUUCGCCAUAUUUUGAUGAUGAAACAACCUUUGGAAGGACAUUGCCUCAAGGAAUUAUUACAGAGGUCCUCCUGAGAUUACCUGUGAAUUCUCUCGUGCGUUUUAAAGCUGUUUCAAAAGAAUGGCAUUCACUAAUUUCAAGCUCAUAUUUUGUGAUGGCCCAUCUCAAAUUUUCCACAAAGAACAAUAUAUACAUCCACGACAAGCUCAUCUUUGGCUCCAAAACCUUUGACAUGGAUCUCUACACUUGUUCUAUGUACUCUGUGAUCAAGGGUUCAUCGUUGGCUGAUCCUAUUUACCCUGUAGCUCAUGAAAAUUCACCAUUUGAUCUUGUGUGGUGUGAUGAUCUUUAUGAAGGUGACUCCAUAUGGUUUGUGGGUUCCUGUAACGGGCUGGUUUGUGUGUCUGUAUCUGCUAACACCAUCAUUUUGUGGAAUCCAACUAUUAGAAAAUCAAAAGUGAUUCCGGACUCUGGCACUGAUUUAGAUUUUGAUAACUUCAGCAUCACAUAUGCUUUGGGUUAUGAUGAAAUUCACAAUGAUUAUAAGGUGGUGGAGUUUUUUGGUGCCAUGCGCAAUACAGGUGUGUAUGAGACUGAAGUAAAGGUUUACAGCAUGAGGACUAAUUCUUGGAAGGUAUUAUCGAAUUGGCCAGGAAGGGAUACAUUUGGUGGGCCGGGCAAGUUUCUAAACGGUGCAAUCCAUUGGUCCGUGUGUGACUUCAAUAGAGCAGCUGACUGGGUUAUUGUUUCUCAUGAUCUUGCUACUGAUAUCUUCACUGAGUUACCUUUACCUAUGUUUCAUGAUAAUGAUGUCCGAGUGGAGGUUCACAUUUUUAAAGGUUGCCUUGCUGUGCAUUGUGAACAUAAUAUUCUCAUGGAUAUAUGGGUAAUGAAGGAAUACGGUAAGAGAGAGUCAUGGACCAAAGUCGUUUCCAUCCCAUUUUUUCUGGAUUUUAGGGAUCACUUAUUUAUCAGACCUUGUCCGCUGUUUUUUUCAACGGAUGGCAAGAUAUUAAUUGAUUAUGGAUCAACUAUACGAGUAUAUGAUCCGAGCAACCCGCACUUCCAUCAAUUUAGCACUACCUUUGAAGUUGAGGCUAUAACGUACAUUGAAAGCUUAGUGUCACCUGAUCUUGAUGCAGGGGAUUUUCCUUGAAGUUCAUUUUGUUGUGCAGUCUGCUCUUUUAUGGUAGUUUAUCAUUUUGAGGCAUCCUCUGAAGCUGCUGUCAGAUGUUGAAAGCUUAGUCCCUGCUAAAUUUUAACACGAGCUCCGGAGCUAAAAUCAACUGUCAAAUGGAUAUCUUAGAGCAUCCACAGCAGCAACCCAAGACUCCGGGCUCACAGGUGGGACCCUCCAUCCGAGCCACCAAGCUCUGCAGCAGUCGAGCCCCCAUCUUGGCACAAGCCUGCUCCAGAUUUUUCUCGUUUUCAUUUAUUUAUUUGUUUUCUUUUUUCCUAUUUAUCGGUGCCUCUCACGCGCUUUCUCUCUCUUUGCCCGCACCCAGCUCGAACAUAAGCGCCCCCUAGCCUGGCAGCGGUGUGGGGCUCAGGCGCGUGCUUGCUCCGCGAGCCCCAUUGCGGAUGCUCUUACUUGUUUUUAUAUUCAUUUUUGGGGAAUUAAUCAUUAUUAUAACUAUAAGCUUGAUUGAUAAUUACAUUCUUUCUGUCGCUA
Messenger RNA from Salvia miltiorrhiza (redroot sage), 4049 nucleotides. RefSeq lists its product as uncharacterized. The record is from RefSeq and is a predicted model, not a curated record. Gene Ontology annotation, molecular function: protein binding. Lineage: Eukaryota; Viridiplantae; Streptophyta; Magnoliopsida; Lamiales; Lamiaceae. The transcript is spliced from 2 exons. Bases 120 to 3533 code for a protein of 1137 amino acids.